GAUUUUGGAGUGAAGAAAUGAACCAUAAUGAACCAAGGGACGACGCAGAUGAUAGAUGCAGAUUAUUUCAAGAGUUCUCUUUACCAUAUACCGUGAUUUCAAGUGCACCCAAGCUCCCCAAGCUGCUUUGAAUUGCUUGGAACUUGACAGGGACGGACGGUAGGCUGCUUGAAAGCGUGUGACUGUCAUGAGAUUGGUGUCUGAUCCUGAUGCCCUUGAAUUGCAUGCUAGUGACGUUCGGUGACAUUAAUUUAAGAUACUCUAGCAACAAUGGUGGAUUAGCCUGGUAUUAUUUUGAGCAAAUCGCUACUUUUUUAUAAAGAGGUACCUACUUUAUUUGUGUGCAAGAUGGACGGACAGAGCCGCACGUGCAUCGAAUGGAUGUGCAACGACGAGUACGAACCGGGAAGUUUCGACCUGGCCAACAUCGUGUCUCCGCCGGACCAUGAGUCCAUGUUCCACUCGCUGAUGAACGCCACGCCUCUGGGCGGAGACGAGGGACCGGGUACACCGCCAGUGGGCGCCCACGGCUGGUCACUGGGCCGCCGGCCGUCCGACUCGGCCUCCAUCGCCACCCCCACGUCGCUAGUGUCGCUGGUGCGCCAUCUGGAGGUUUCUCCAGGGGAGAACUCGGCGCCGCCGCCGCCGCCGUCCGACAUGACCUCGGCCACGGCCACCAAAAUGACCGUCAAAGUCGGCGAUGAGGCUGCCGACACGUUCGCCGACCCUGUCCCGGCGCCGUCUCUGACCCAGGCCGUCUCUGAGGCUCUGGGCGCCGCCGAGUCACAGCAGGACGCGGACGAGGUAGGCUACAACCUGACGCGCGUCACCUCAGCCACGGAUCUCGCCGAACUGCCGAGCGUGGAACGCCCCAACCUGGAGCGCAGACCGUCCGUAUCGUGCCCCAACACGCCGCCGCGUCAGCGCCGCGGUCACCGGUUCUUCACGCCGUCCAUAUUCUAUCCGGAGCGGCCGGCAGACAUCUGCCGCGAGUGGCGCGAUAGCCACCCUGACCAGCCGGACGCGGCUGCCCCGGCCGGCGGGGCGGCGGCCGUCCCGGCAGCCGGAGUGUCCGGCCUUCCGCCGGCCUCGUCCCUCGCGACUGCCGGAGGUAUGACCGAUCCGCCGGCUGAGCGUAAAAAGAACCGCAACAGGCCGCGUCCCAGCCGCCUGCGCGAGCUCAACUUCCUUGCACCCACCUCCAUGUAAAAAGAAGGUGCCGACCCACCGGCGCAGACCUAUUUACCGAUCGCCGGCGCCGUGGACUUUGUAGACAGCUCCGACGCGUUUAGACGCCCCUGGCGCGGUGGUAGUGCCACGUUUAGAAUCUGCCAGGACGGCCAGUUGUAUAAGCUGUGGGCGAGGUAGUUAACUGAAGGACUAUCCGCGAACGUAGCUCUCAAGGUGGUGUACUUAGUUGGAAGAUACUGACAAUAAUUGCGACGGGGUUGGCUUUCUAGUGAGCCGGGUUCUGCUGGUAGUGGGCGCUGCGCGGAGUCGUCGCGCUGUAUUCUCACUAUGGUCGCGAAAGGUGGGUUUCCGUGGGACUGUGAUGGUGUGCGCCGUGUGCUCCCCGCCCCGUUCGGCUCGCCCGUGUGGUGAGCGUCUCCGCCGCUGCGGUCUGAAGCGGCCUCUGUCGGCCGAGCUGGCCAGGUUGGUUUGUCUGUCUGUGAUUGAGCUCUGCCGCGCCGCCGGGGGCGAGAGAGAUCUGGGUGCACUACAAAUAUAUCGCUGUUUCAGA
This is a messenger RNA of Amphibalanus amphitrite, 1741 nucleotides long. RefSeq lists its product as uncharacterized. NCBI's taxonomy places the organism in Eukaryota, Metazoa, Arthropoda, Thecostraca, Balanomorpha, Balanidae. The coding region runs from base 349 to 1209 and encodes 286 amino acids. The transcript is spliced from 6 exons. The record is from RefSeq and is a predicted model, not a curated record.